Molecule: messenger RNA, 1677 nt
Organism: Onychostruthus taczanowskii (white-rumped snowfinch)
Lineage: Eukaryota; Metazoa; Chordata; Aves; Passeriformes; Passeridae
Gene: WBP1
Product: WW domain binding protein 1
Exons: 6
Coding region: 1-1449 (482 amino acids)
Molecular function (GO): WW domain binding
Source: RefSeq, a predicted model, not a curated record
AUGGGGUUACGGACCCUCCCCGGGGGUUACGGACCCUCCCCGGGGUACAAAGGCCGCAUCACCGGGCCCUGUGGAGUUCCCGGGUUAUCCACGUGGGGCUGGAAGAGGAACCCGCAGCUUUCCCCCGUGGGGAGCUCCAGGAGUUCCACACGGAGCCAGAAGGCAGAACAAGGGGGGCUUCGAACCGUCUGCUGCGGGGCGCUGUCCGGCUGCUCCCGUUGGCUGCGGCUAUGCCCAGCGGAGAGCGGCGACGCUGAUUGGUCUGACGCUUUGCCAAUCGGACGGCUGAAGAGCUGUCUGCUCGCCAAUUGGCCGCGCUGUGCCGAGUGCCCGCAUCGGGGCGGGCCGAGAGGCCGCGCCCUCCGUCGGACUCGGAGCUGGGUCGCCAUUGGCGAGCGCCGCUGUCAGUCAGAGCUUGGGGGAGGUGCUCUACGUCCGGUUGGCCACUACAGCCGCCAAUCACGGCGGGGGCGGGGCUCGGCUUCUUUGUCUCUGUUGUUGGGCGUGAGACUGAGGCAGACGGCGCGCGAUUGGCUGCAGCCGGACGGCGGCGGCGCCGCCGAUUGGCUGUCGUCUGCGGAGCGUCCGCCGAUUGGCCGACGGGGCCGGCAGCACCCGCAGGCCCGGGAGUUCUGCCCGGGGGUGAACAACCGGCCCUACGUGUGCGAGACCGGGCACUGCUGCGGGGAGAGCGGCUGCUGCACCUACUACUACGAGCUGUGGUGGUUCUGGCUGCUCUGGACCAUCCUGAUCCUGCUGAGCUGCUGCUGCGCCUUCCGGCACCGCCGGGCCAAGCUGCGCCUGCAGCAGCAGCAGCGGCAGCGGGAGAUCAACCUCAUCGCCUACCACGGUGCCUGCCAGUACCCGCCCUCCUCGGGGGACCUCCGGCUGCUGGCCUCCUUCAAGCUCCCGGCGUACGAGGAGGUGGCGCGGCGCCCCGGGACGCCGCCGCCGCCCUACAGCCCCGGGAGCCCCUCGCUGUCCCCCGGCUCCUCCGGGGGCUGCAGCUCCUGCUCCUGCGGCUGCUCCUGCGCCUCCUCCCCCAGCAGCUCCUCGCUCUCGGCACCGGGCACCGACGAGACGGACCCGGAGCCGGGCCCGGGCACGGGGGGUGGCAGUACCGGCCGUGACUACGGCUCCAGCAGCACCGGCACCGGCGCCAGCUGGGACCUGCCCCUGCCCGAGGAGCCGCCGGCCCGCGGGGGCCCCCCCAAACAAGUGCCCCCGGACCUGUGCGAGGCCGAGGGUCGCCCCUGCUCCGACACCGAGGGGGGCGAGGACGGGGCGGGCAGAGCCGUGCCAGGGGGGUGCCCCGGGAGGCACCGGCGGCUCACGGGGGAUUCGGGCAUCGAGGUGGGCCGGGGCCUAGAGGAGGAAGAGGGUGAGCCUGAAGGCUACGGGGGAGCAGGGGGUGGUGGGGGGCCCGGCUUACCCGUGCUGCCUGUCUGAGCCCCCCCACAGGACCCCCAGCUGGGGUCUGGACUCAUCACGGAGCCCCCGGGGGCUCCUCGCCCCGACUGACACCCACCUUGCAGUGUGGUGGGGUCCUGCUGCAGCCCCCUCCCCUCCAAACUGCUCCUGGGGCCCCCCCCUGUGAUCCCGGUGCUGCUGCCCGGGGGGUGCCCGAGGCCGUGGGCGGUCCCGGCGUGUUCUCUCACCAUUAAAGAGAUGUGGAAG